AUGCCCCAUCCAGUCACCACUUUGCUCGACCUAGUCGCCACUAUGCCCCACCCAACCACCACUAUGCUCCACCCAGUCACCACUGUACUUCCUCGACCACCAAUGUGCUCCACCCAGUUGCUGGUAUGCUCCACCCAGCUGCUACUAUGCUCCACCCAGGUACCAUCGUGUUCUACCCAGUCACCACUGUGCUCCACCCAGGUACCACCGUGCUCCACCCGAUCAGCACUAUCCGGUCAGCUGUGUUCCGCCUGCUACCUAUGCUUCCCCGGUCACCAAUAUGUGUUCCAUUCAAUCACCACCCAGUCACCCCUAUGCUUCACUCAAUCACCGCCGCACCCCACUUACCACCUGCUCCACCCGGUCAGCAUUAUCGGUCAACACCGUGUUCCACCUAGUAUUUUCCACUUAGUUGCCAAUAUGCCUCACCUAGGUAGCACCGUGCUCCGCCCGACCAGCACUAUUUGGUCACCACUGCGCUCCGCAUGCUACCACUUGCUCCGCCCAGUCGUUACUAUGCUCCACUCAGUCGCAACUGUGUCCCACCCAACCCAAUCACCACCAGCAAGUCACCACUACGCUCCACCCAGUCACCAUCGCGCUCUACCCAGACACUUGGUGCGCUCCACCCUGUCGUUAUUAUGCUUCAUCCAGAUAUCACCGUGGCCCACCGAAUUAGCAUUAUCCGACCACCACUGUGCCCCGCCUGCCACCACCAUGCCCCACCCACACCCACCAAUAUGUCCCUCGGACCAUCAGCACAUUCCACCCAACCACUACUACGCUCCGCCCAACCAUCAUAGUGCCCCACCCACCCACCGCUAUGCCCCACCCAGCCACUACCACGCCCUACUCGGUCACUACUGUGCCCCGCCCAACUAUCACUGCGCUCUACCCAGACAGACACCACCGUGCCCCACCCAAUCAGUACUACCUGAUUAUCGCCAUGCUUCGCCCGUUACCACUACGCUCCACCCAUUCACCAAUGUGCACCACCCAGUCACCACUCCGCUCCACCCAACCACUACUGUACCCCACCCAGUUACCACCAUGCUCCACCCAGUCACCACCAUGCUCCACCCAUUCACCAAUGUGCACCACUCAGUACUAUGGCUUAGUCAGUCACCACUGUUCUCCACCCAGUCACCAGUAUGCUCUUGA
Molecule: messenger RNA, 1161 nt
Organism: Loa loa (African eye worm)
Lineage: Eukaryota; Metazoa; Nematoda; Chromadorea; Rhabditida; Onchocercidae
Exons: 1
Coding region: 1-1161 (386 amino acids)
Source: RefSeq, a predicted model, not a curated record